Camellia sinensis is the source of this 1760-nucleotide messenger RNA. Its product is annotated as mitogen-activated protein kinase kinase SIPKK. The record is from RefSeq and is a predicted model, not a curated record. Gene Ontology annotation, biological process: protein phosphorylation; MAPK cascade. Gene Ontology annotation, molecular function: ATP binding; MAP kinase kinase activity. Lineage: Eukaryota; Viridiplantae; Streptophyta; Magnoliopsida; Ericales; Theaceae.
UAUUUUAUUUUGAUGUGUAUUUGAAAGACUUCGCAAGUCGUACCGACUCGUGAAUCUUGAGAAGAGAGAGUGAGAGAGAGGGAGAGAGAGCGCUCCACAGGAGAAGAAGGAGAAGGAGAAAGGAGAAGGAGAAGAAGUGAAGAUGAAACACAAAAAGGAAUCAACGAUGAAGCUGGGAACUUUAUGCCCUAAUCUCAAUCUCAAACUCCCAUCUUCCGAUGAACAAAAUGUCUCCAAGUUCUUAACUAAAUCCGGAACAUUUGUGGAUGGUGAUCUACGCGUGAACAAGUACGGAGUUAGAAUUGUUUCCCAUAGCGACGUCCAAAAUCCACCACUUAUACAGCCAUUAGACAACCAGAUAUGCUUAGCCGACUUUGAUGCAAUUAAAGUCGUUGGAAAGGGAACUAGCGGAAUUGUGCGACUGGUGCAACACAAAUGGACUAGGCAAUUUUUUGCUUUGAAGGUUAUUCAAAUGAGUGUUGAAGAGUCUACUAGGAAGCAGAUUGCACAGGAACUGAAAAUUAAUCUCUCGACGCAAUGUCCAUAUGUUGUUCUUUGUUACCAGUGUUUCUAUGACAAUGGUGCGAUUUCUAUAGUCUUGGAAUACAUGGAUGGUGGAUCCCUUGCAGAUUUUUUAAAAAAGGUCAAAAUAAUUCCGGAGCCAUAUCUUGCUGCCAUCUGUAAACAGGUGCUCAAGGGUUUGUGCUAUCUUCAUCAUCAAAAGCACAUUAUUCACAGGGACUUAAAACCUUCUAAUUUGUUAAUAAAUCAUACAGGGGAAGUCAAGAUUACUGACUUUGGUGUGAGUACGAUAUUGGCUAGCACCUCUGGACAGGCCAAUACUUUAAUUGGCACGUACAACUAUAUGUCUCCAGAGAGAAUCAGGGCAAACAGACAUGGCUACAGAAGUGACAUUUGGAGCUUAGGAGUAAUUUUGCUCGAGUGUGCAGUGGGCCAAUUUCCAUAUUCUCCACCUCAGGAGGAAGGAUGGACUACUGUCUUUGAGCUCAUGGAAACCAUCGUCGAGCAACCCCCACCCGUUGCACCUGCUGAUCAAUUUUCAUCAGAGUUCUGCUCAUUUAUUUCUGAAUGUGUGCAGAAAGACCCAAACGCCAGACGGUCAGCAAAUGAGCUCUUGACACACCCUUUUAUCACCAUGUUUGAAGACCUGGAUAUUGAUCUUGCUUCAUACUUCACCCAUGCAGGAUGUCCACUUACAACAUUCUAGAACUUGUUAGGAUGAACAAAUCUUUUAUAAAAUAAUGGUUGCACAUAGCAAAAGAAGAGCAUGAGGAUUUCUUAACAGGCAAGGGAACCUGUUUCAGAAGCGUGGCGUUUUCAAGCUGUCGAUUACAACUGAAUUAUGAUGGUUCUUGAGUCAAUUUUAGAGUGAGAACCGGCAAGCGUAUCCGAGCAUUUGCGGGAUGACGAUAUCAGUGUCGAAAGAGUUGGUAUGAGGAUAUACUAUGUUAGAAACCAGGAAGAGAGGAGACGAAAGCGGUAGGACAGUGGUUGGGCGCUCCUUUACCAAACAUGUCUGGGUUUCAAGUCUCCCUCUCAUCUACCUUCUCUUUAGGUUAGAAAUAUAUAUAGUGUGUUGUAUUCAAAAAAAAAAAAAAUUAAAAGAAAAACAAAAGAGGAUGGAGAUUGGCCUCUGUACUUGCUCGUUGUUGAGAUAUUGAAGAAUUUGAAAGCUUUCAUGUAACUUGUCACAGCUAAAUUUGAAAUUAUUGAGCAAGCAUAUUUUGUGUUGACUUGGA